GCCAGGAAGAUGCAGCUACUCCUGCUCCUGGUGGCCUUUCUCCUACCCCCUGGGGCUGGGGCAGGGGAGAUCAUCGGAGGUCAAGAGGCCUGGCCCCAUUCCCACCCCUACAUGGCGUAUCUUCUUAUCCGAACUGAAAGAGGUGUGAGAACUUGUGGGGGGUUCCUGGUGCGAGAAGACUUUGUGAUGACGUCAGCUCGCUGCUGGGGCAGUCGUAUUCGCGUCAUCUUGGGGGCCCACAACAUCAGGAGGCAGGAAAGGACCCAGCAGAGUAUAGUGGUGCUGAGAGCAAUCCGUCACCCUAGAUUUAAUGAGCAGAACAACCUGAAUGACAUCAUGUUGCUGCAGCUGGAAAAUAGAGCCCGGCAGAAUCAGUUCGUGAGGCCAUUGGAUCUGCCUCAGUCCCAGGCCAGGCUUUGUCCGGGGUCCCUGUGCACUGUGGCUGGCUGGGGCCUAAUCAGCCAGAACAGGAGAACAGACACGCUCCAGGAUGUGCAGCUGAGAGUGCAGCGGGACCAGGAGUGCAGCAAUCUCUUUGGUUCCUACAACGGCCGAAGACAGAUUUGUGUAGGAGACCCGAGGGGCAGGAAGACCACCUUUCUGGGGGACACCGGAGGCCCCCUUGUGUGUAGCAAUGUGGCCCACGGCAUUGUCUCCUAUGGAAGCAGAUCCGCGACUCCUCCAGCAGUCUUCACCAGGAUUGCUCGCUUCCUUCCCUGGAUAAAUAAAACAAUGAGCCAAUUUAACUAA
Molossus molossus (Pallas's mastiff bat) is the source of this 750-nucleotide messenger RNA. Its product is annotated as cathepsin G-like. NCBI's taxonomy places the organism in Eukaryota, Metazoa, Chordata, Mammalia, Chiroptera, Molossidae. The transcript has 5 exons. Gene Ontology annotation, molecular function: serine-type endopeptidase activity. Bases 10 to 750 code for a protein of 246 amino acids. Gene Ontology annotation, cellular component: intracellular membrane-bounded organelle; cytoplasm. The record is from RefSeq and is a predicted model, not a curated record. Gene Ontology annotation, biological process: proteolysis.